GAGCAGUUGUAUUAGUAGUUUAUUCGGGUGAAGAUGACAAAGCUCAUAUCUCUCAUGCUCCGCAGGUUCAUCCUUCCUUCUUCUCCGUCUUCGCUCCCAUCCCACCUCAACUCACCCACCAACUCACUGUCACUCACACCCUCCUCCCUACGUCCUCUUCCUUCCUUCUCCCCACCCUCUCUCUCUCUUCCCCUCCCCUCCACUACCCUUCCAGCUCUACUAGUAUCCCCCCCUUGCCUUGCCUUGCCUUGCUCGUAUCCUCACCUUCGCCUGCCGGGUUUGUGUCUUGGGCUUUUCGCGUUAUUCACAUUGGCUGUGCAUCAGAUUGUUUGAUGAUAUUGAAAGAGUGAGCGGGCGAGGGAGGGAGAGAGAGAGAGUGUGGGAAAGAGUGGGAGAUUUUCCCGAGCUGUGAUCAGGGGACUGGUGAUAGGAAGCUAGCGUGGGAAGAAGAGAACAAGAGAAACGUAGCGGUUAGGAGACACUUUGUCUACAGAGGAGAGAGAGAGCCUAGUGUAGCGGGUGGAGAUGCCAAGUGGGAAGGCUUGAAGCCUGCUAGAGAGACAGACAGACACCGUUAUUGCUCCUUGGUUGGAGUUGGUUGGUUUAGUAUCUUGUUUUCAUUUUCUCCCGGUGAUUUUUUUCGUGGAUAGUGGAGACGAGUGCCAUCCUCAAGUUACGAUGCAGAGUUUGUUUUGGCGGGAGUAAGAGAAUCGAUUUUUAGUCUGGUUGAGUGCGAGUUCAUCUGGAUUGAACGAAUCUGAGACGGGAGUACUUAUUGCUGCAACGGGGUUAAGUGCGAGAGAGAGUGCAGUGAUGGCGCAAAGAGGUGAUGAUGGUGUGGGGAUUACCGCGAAGGCACACCAAGCCGACCAGGGCGAUCACUUCCGCGGUGUGAGGAAGCGGCCCUGGGGUCGGUUUGCGGCUGAGAUUCGAGAUCCGUGGAAGAAGACGCGCGUGUGGUUGGGAACCUUUGAUACCGCGGAAGAAGCUGCACGUGCAUAUGAUAGCGCGGCAAGAGCUUUGAGGGGUACCAAGGCCAAAACGAACUUCGCGUCACCUCCUCAUAGUGGAGAUGAUCAGAGCAUGACUAGUCAGAGCUCAACUGUGGAGUCUCUGUCCAAUGGGUCCUUGAAGCAGAGCGGGCACCAUCCAUCCAAAAGCAUUCAAAGUAAUCACUAUCGAUCUACUGUCGGGGCAUUAGAUACUUCUUCGUGGCGUAAUCGCCUGGACCUGAAUAUUUCCGUGGCUCAGGAUUCAUUGUUCGUUGUUGACGAUGGUGGGCAACACCAAUAUAAGAGUGUAAGUGCAGGUCGGUCUUGCGUAGAGGAGGGCGUUACUUGUGCUCUAUCAAGCAUACGAGUCGCGCCGAACCCGAUUCAAGUCCCUUUUGAGGAGGCUGGCCAUGUAGCUGAUAGCAAACGCCAGAGAACCUUGAAGAAACCUACUCCGAUAACUCCAACCGAGGGGUUAUCCGUUGGUUGUGAUUGGCUUGGCAGCUUAGCAACUACUGCACUUGGAAUGCAACAGCAGCUCUCUGAAACUACUCCUGAGACGCGUGCCUGUCAUAGUGACUGCGACUCGUCCUCUUCCGUGAUUCUCAACUCUGAGGCAGCAUGUGCGACCCCCCCUACACCGCACGACGCGAAGCCCGUGAUGCGAAGAACAGCUUACCCCUUCUUGUUAGAUCUUAAUCAACCCCCUUGCAGCCUUGAACAUCAAGGGCCGGCAAUAGAAACCGACUUUGGUUUGUCCCGACCAGGGAUACAAGUCUUUUUGAAUUAGCUUAGGUAGUUGCUCCCAAUCUCAAAGGGUAGAGAGACACAGACAUACACAUCGGAGAGCAUUUCACCAUCAUCGCUCGCACCUUGUUUCAGUACCACACUUCCAUUUAUUCAUUAAAGAGCUAUUUGCAUGUGUUAUACCAUUAAGUGUAGCACGAAACACUUCAUGUUCUUCAAA
Molecule: messenger RNA, 1959 nt
Organism: Physcomitrium patens
Lineage: Eukaryota; Viridiplantae; Streptophyta; Bryopsida; Funariales; Funariaceae
Biological process (GO): regulation of DNA-templated transcription
Molecular function (GO): DNA-binding transcription factor activity; DNA binding
Source: RefSeq, a predicted model, not a curated record